GUAAGGACUCUGCUUACUUGUUUCACACAAUGUACAUAUAUACACAUAUAUACAAUGAUAAUUGUUGAAGAAGACAUGGGAUUCAUGUUUGAGUGUUACAGUUAAAAAUUCUCUCAUUUCUUGAUCUUUUGCUAAAUCGUGGCUGCCAAGAAAGUGAUAAAAGAAAAUUAAAAAAACAAGUCCUCAAGGUCUUCGAACAUUUUAUACUCAACAAAACACUGCAACAUCGCUUUCACAACAAUGGCUAGAAUCGAUGAAUUUGCUCCACAGAUGGUUCAACUACAUACUCAAACUCAAGAUCAUCCCCUUCCAUCAACAACCCCCUUCAAGAUACAAGAACCCAACAACACCCAGUUUCAGAUUCAACCAGCAAGAGGUCUCUUCUUCAGGAAGCUCUUUCGGAACCUCUUCUACAUCCACUUCUUCCUUAUUACCAUCUUGGUAAUCGUCCUCACCAUCCGCGGCCUCAUCUCCGCCGCCACCAACCACCACUUCCGCCCUCUCGAAUGGUUCCCGCCGCUCCUCGCUUCAACGGCUUGUGCCGGAAUCUUCAGCUUCGCUUGGCAAUCCUUCACCCUCUGCAACCCUUCAAGAACCCUCAAGGCGGCGUUUUGGCUCGGCCCUCUGCUAACUUGCGCAGUCGGUAUCUUCCUCGUCUCCAUUGGCUCCUCCAGAAGUUUGGCCCCAGCCGUCAUCGCUCUUGUUUCAUCCAUUGUACUCUCCCUCUACUCCUGUUGGGUCAGUCCUCAGUUUGAUCAUACCAUCAAGGUCCUAUCGAUUUCCACUGCGUUCCCUCCACCUAGAACCACCGUGCUCGUCGUUCUAACGAUAAUCUCUUGUACUUUAUACUCGUCUUUCAUGGUGGCCGGCAUUGGUGGAGCCACCGCUACCGGUACAGUUUUCGACAGCAUCUUUAUCUUGGUACUCCUCUUAAGCCUAGCCUGGACAAUGCAGGUAAUCAAGUACACAUUGCAAGUCACAAUCUCUCGAGUCAAGUACAUGAACUUCGCAAGUGGGACAGAACUCGACAUAAAUGUAGCUUUCCGCGACACCCUCAAGCACUCACUCGGCAGCAUCUGUGUUGGCUCAGCCCUCGUGCCAAUUCUCGGUCUCAUCCAGGGUUCAGCACGAGCCCUUAGCUUGAUUUCAGGUGAUACAGAUGAGUUUCUGUUCUCGUGUGCUAAUUGCUACUCGGGAGUCGGUUCGAGGCUCAUAACGUACGCAAAUCGAUGGGGUUUCGUAUAUGCCGGGGCCUACAACAUGGGUUUCGUUCAGGCAUCGAUCGAUACAUGGGAGAUGUUCAGAAGAGGUGGGUUGGAGCAGGUGAUUGACUCUGACCUCACAAGUUCAUUCUGUUUCCUAAGUGGAAUGGCAAGUGGUGCAGUGUGUGCACUACUAGGUGGACCAUGGUGUCUUGUGGUACACAAAGGAUAUGCAGCUGAAAUAUCAAUCUAUGCCUACUUGAUUGGGUAUUUCAUGUGUCGAGUUGCCAUGGCGUGGCCGCAAGCUUGUGUUUCGGCGUACCUUGUUGCCUAUGCAGAGAACCCACAACACCCUCGAUUUGACUCAACAAUCCCGGUUCGCAUUCAAGAGUUGCAGAGAUCUCGAACCCAGACAUCACAGAUAACUCACUUUACUGACCACUUGGCAGAAGCAGAAGCAACCAUUUCCCAUUAACAGACUCAAUUUUUCACAUUCAUUUUUGAGAUAUAGUUUGAAUAUAUGAGACAAUGAAUUAGAUAAAAAGCAUAGCAAAGCUGUAAAAAUUUCUGUAAUUUUUAAAGUGGAGGACAUAAUAUUGACAUUGAAUUUUUGUGUAUAUUAAAUGGAAUCUUUGAUUUGGUUUGUA
Camellia sinensis is the source of this 1849-nucleotide messenger RNA. RefSeq lists its product as uncharacterized. The record is from RefSeq and is a predicted model, not a curated record. Gene Ontology annotation, molecular function: transmembrane transporter activity. Lineage: Eukaryota; Viridiplantae; Streptophyta; Magnoliopsida; Ericales; Theaceae. Gene Ontology annotation, cellular component: membrane. Gene Ontology annotation, biological process: transmembrane transport.